This is a messenger RNA of Boeremia exigua, 1648 nucleotides long. RefSeq lists its product as uncharacterized. The transcript is spliced from 2 exons. The record is from RefSeq and is a predicted model, not a curated record. NCBI's taxonomy places the organism in Eukaryota, Fungi, Ascomycota, Dothideomycetes, Pleosporales, Didymellaceae. The coding region runs from base 187 to 1275 and encodes 362 amino acids.
UUCUUCCACGCCAACCUCCUUGGUCUGCGCGUUGUCGUGCGGUUCCGCCUCGUCUCGAACAUGAACUCAACAUCGCACUCCAAUCUCGGUCGCUCAUAAUUAUCACAGCCCAUACGGUCUUAAAGAGGAUCUGCAUCUGCAGAAUGUCCUCGCGUUAAACCACUUCCUCCUACGCGUCUGCGCGCAAUGGCAUCUCUACCUCGUUCGGAAAUACUCGAAUCUAAGCCGAUAGGAGAUGGGUUGAGUGCCUUCUGCGACUCUCACAAGCCAGAAUGUGAACUUUUUGUCGGUGAAGAGCUCAACAAUGUUCUACUCGAUCUCACACAUGCUCUACAAGGUCUUCCCGCUUCUCGCCAUCUACCAUCCUGCCGUGGCGGUAAGAAUCUCCUAGACGACUUGUCGCAACUCAUGACAGCAGUCAACGCCGAUGACUUUGAUGCCGAACGAUUAGUACCCCUUCUUCAGGCGGUUCUUCGCAGAGAACGCGACGAAGUUAUCUGGAACAAGGUCUACGCCGCCGUUGCUGCGUCCACUCCGCCUCCCCGCACCGCGUCUUCGAUUCAACAAACACCGUGGCUGCGCAGCACAGGCAGCUUCGCGAACUCGACCGAGCACCGCAAGUACGUCGACGACGUGCUCAAGGAGGAGCUGGGGCACAUGUACGUUGGCGUACCUGGUUUCUUCGACGCCUUCUUCGGGGAGGUCGCAGAUCUCGGAUCAGCAGCACAGGCUGUGUUCGACAAGUGCAAAGAGGGAGACACACCGCUUUUCCAGGAAGAGACUGGUUGGCAGGGCUGGCCUGAAGGGGCGAGGGAGGGAGAGGUGUUAAGCUGGUUUUCACCGCUUACAGAGCAGCUCUUGGACUUCGCAGAAGAGCAUCGGCCGGGGCCCAGAGUUCGACGCAGAACCGUAGCGCGACCUCACCAGCCCUUGCAGGGUUUCACGGCCGAUCGCAAGCUGGACAUCGGCUUCGUAGACAACGAGAGCGCUGGCGUCAACUCCAAGUAUCACUGGUCACGCAUCCUCGUGCCGGGAGAGCUCAAGAGCAACGCGUUGGCCGACAAGGCGUCGAAGGCGUGGCUUGACCUGGACCGGUAUGCGAGGGAGGUGCUUGCUGCUCAAGACAGCCGCCGCUUUGUGUUUGGCUUCACGCUGUGUGGAUCGCUCAUGCGGCUGUGGAGCUUCGAUCGACUGGGGGGCAUCGCGUCCGAGCAGUUCGACGUCAACGAGGACGGGCUGCAGUUUGUGUCUGCAGUCCUUGGGUUUCCUGGAUGAGCGAGGAGCAGCUGGGCUUUGACCCUACAAUCACCACAGCCAGGGACAAGGACUACUGGGCAGCCGGCUUCACAAAGGGAUGGAAGCAGCAGUCUUAGCAGGCAGAAACAGUCCUUGAGCUGCACAGAUGCUCUACUGCCACUAAGCAAGCGCACUUGCUUAAGCUCCCUAAUAAAAGCAGCUAUUAUAAACUGCGUCUAUUACUGCGUUAUUAUGCAUAACUAUAGAAAGCCUAUCUAUAUAGUAAGCUCUAAAACUAGUCUGCUUAUAGCGCUUUAAAUACUAUAUAGAAGGGUAUAAGUUAUUAUAUAUAUAAGUAAGUAUGCUUUAAUAUAAUAUCUUACUAAAUAACCUACUAGUAAACAAAGAUAAG